CCCUCAGAGCUCCAACGGGCGUUUUAAUAAAUAUGCGCGAGCGCCGGCGCGCCGCUCCGCGAGCCCCGAGGUCCAGAGGAGCAGCGCAGAAACCCCGGCGGAGGAGCCUCCUGAAUCCCUGCCGAAUCCUGCCGUUUCCCAAACUGGAGACUCCGGGACCGCAGCCUUUCAACCACUGAAAUCCCAAGCUUUUUCCUCUUCGAACCAAUUUUAUCAUCGUCAUUAUCAUCAUCAUUAUUAUUAUUAUUGAAAUAAAACUGCUCCCCUUCCCCGCCCUCCAAUUAUGAAAGUGGUAACGCUGCUGAGGAUUAAGAUUUGGAGGGAAUUUGGAAAAGAAAAGAAAGACUCGAAUAUCAGAGGCGUGACCAGUGCUUUUGACGAUGCCUAAUUUUUGAAAGAGACGCCUGGUCUGCUGGCGCUUUUCUCCUGAGGACGACCCUGGCCUUAACCAUCAGAGCAGUGGACCGAGGCCAGAGGAGGCUACCCCGGUCCCCGCGUGUCACCGGACCGCCUGCGCUGCUUCAGCCGCUGCCGGCCGCCGUCCCCUGUGCCGCCCGCCCCAGGCCGGAUACCGGCGCCCGGCUGGGGCCUCCUCGGGCUGCCGCUAACCAUGCCCCGGCUGCGGGGGGCGCUGCGCGAUCCGGCCGGUUGCGGCUCCUGCCUGGGGGCGGCGCUGGCCCUGCUGCUGCUGCUGCUCCCCGCCGGCUGCCCAGUGGGGGCUCAGAAUGACACGGAGCCCAUCGUGCUGGAGGGCAAGUGCUUGGUGGUGUGCGACUCCAGCCCGUCGGCGGACGGCGCGGUCACCUCCUCGCUGGGCAUCAGCGUGCGCUCCGGAAGCGCCAAGGUGGCCUUCUCCGCCACACGGAGCACCAACCACGAGCCGUCGGAGAUGAGCAAUCGCACCAUGACCAUCUACUUCGACCAGGUGUUAGUAAAUAUUGGCAACCAUUUCGAUCUCGCCUCCAGUAUAUUUGUGGCGCCGAGAAAAGGGAUUUAUAGCUUCAGCUUCCACGUGGUGAAAGUGUACAACAGACAGACCAUCCAGGUCAGUUUAAUGCAGAACGGCUACCCGGUGAUCUCGGCGUUCGCCGGAGACCAGGAUGUGACCAGAGAAGCGGCCAGCAACGGGGUCCUGCUGCUGAUGGAGAGGGAGGACAAGGUGCACCUCAAGCUGGAGCGAGGCAACCUCAUGGGCGGCUGGAAGUACUCCACGUUCUCGGGCUUCUUGGUGUUCCCCCUAUAAAGGCGGCGCUGGGGCAGCAGGGAAGUUGCCAUCGGGACCCAGGCAUCCACCCCCCCUCACCCCCCCAGAACUUGGCCAAACCAGGACGACUCGUUUCCAAAUUCCAUCAGACCGUUGCGGCAGAAGAAAGAUUUCCUUCCACAUCUCCAGUACUUUCCUUGACUAUUGACCAUUCCUCGGGAACCUGGCCUCUAAUUAGUUUUAGAUGACAAGGUCUUCGGGAGAAAUGGUGUUAUUGAUCUGAGCAAUUUGUACCUGUGAUUGUAAAGUCGAUCUGGGACUUUACGGUGGGGACCACUGGCGUUUCUUCGGUUGUCUGGAUGCCCCGUGGCUGCCCUGCCCAGACCUCAGGACGGCUGACGGCAGGUUGCGGGCGAUGCUCAGAGCAGGAGCCCUGCGAGUCCCCCCGUGGCCAGCCAGAACCGUGGUCUCCGUGUGUCUGUUCAGCCUUAAGAAAAAGGACGGCAUCGCUUUUGUUGUGUGUGUUUCCUGGGGGGGACAGGGGGACUCGGGCGGGGGAAGGGGGCCUUGUGAACCUGUCCGGAAGUGCUUUAUCUGGAGAAGCGAGUUUUGCACGAUGGCACUGCGACGCUUGUUCUGUACCGUCUGUGUGUGUGUGUGUGUGUGUGUGUGUGUUUUCCUCGAAAAGCUUUACUUUUCUGCCCUCCCUCAGCUCUCCCUCCCCACCCCUGCUUUUAUUCUCCGUGCUGGGGCGAGGGAGAGGACCUGUACGUGGCUUUCCUGGAGGAGACCAAACCAAACCAAACGAGCGAUGCCUGUGUGUUUUGUUUUGGACCAGGCCAAACCAAACAAAAGGGACCUGCACCUCCAAGGAAAAAGGACAGAUGGACAGUCCGCGCUGCUUCUUUCAAAGAGACCCGCUCAGAGGCCCCUUCAGAACUAGCAACCUGGAUUUUGUUUUUGUUUUUGUUUUUAAUUUACUUUCUGGAAUACGGUGAAUACCCGAUGUUCCCGGGUGUCCUGGGUCACCCAAGCUGAAAACAGGAGCUGUGCCACCUGGUCUCCUGAGUCUGUGGCACCCUGGCCGAGGGGCCUGGGUCUUCCCGGCAGCGUGCAUCGUGGAUUUGGGGUCCUCUCUGCGUGAGCGCACCGGGGAUCAGACGCUGCAAAGACCACAGGACAGCCGCUCUCCCCGGGGUGGGAUGCGCGUCUGAUUGGCCCAGGAGAGGGGCGUGGCCACUCCCCGGUGCGCCCGGGGCUGGAAGUCUCGUGCAUCUCCGUGGUUACAGCUGUCGGCCAGAGGCGCCCUGGCAGCUGGCUCUCACAUCCGUCCAGCGUUGCCACCGUGCACAACGACAUUAUCACAAUCCAGCUGCGAGUUGAUGGGCCCAGGAUUCCUUUGCCAGGGACGUGUCACUAAUCCCAAAGCCGUCGAAGAAGAGACCUCAAACCGGAUGUUCGUUUGUCCUUUGUGUAACAAUGUAACCAAAAUAUUGACGAUAAACACUCAUAAUUUAAGAUUCAGAAUAAAUGGGUUCGAUGUUUGGCUUGCUCUUCUCCCUUCA
Phyllostomus discolor (pale spear-nosed bat) is the source of this 2769-nucleotide messenger RNA. RefSeq names its product cerebellin 2 precursor (gene CBLN2). The record is from RefSeq and is a predicted model, not a curated record. The transcript is spliced from 4 exons. Bases 611 to 1243 code for a protein of 210 amino acids. Gene Ontology annotation, molecular function: protein binding. NCBI's taxonomy places the organism in Eukaryota, Metazoa, Chordata, Mammalia, Chiroptera, Phyllostomidae.